UAAUCGGGUCUCUUUCCUCCUUAUGCCUAUUCGAUUUUUUCCCCAACAACCCUGAAAUUAUCUAGCGACAACAACAAUCCCACUAUUUUUUAUCUACCAAUUACAACUGCAAGUGUAAAAAGAGCAUUUUCAGGUUUGAGUUAUAUUAAGAACAAGUUUUCAAGUCGAUUUGGCGAUUAGUUUGCUAAUACUUAUUUAGUAAGAUACAUUGAAAGAGACUUAUAUAAUAGUGUAGACGAUGAAUGUUUUGGCGUUUCUUUCACUAUAUGAAAUUUCUUUGUAAUCGUUUCUGAAAAGUAUGAUUGUAUAAUCGGUUAUUUUUAAUUUAUGAAUGAAUUAUUCGGAUUUAAUUAUUUUUAAUUAUUUUUUACUAAAUAAUUGUUUUAUUAGAUACUUAUAUAUUUAAGUUAGGGGUGGCAGUUCGGUUAUUUCGAUUACAACCGGUAACCGAUCGGCCGAUUAUCGGUUAAUCGAAGUAACCACCCCUCAUAUCUAAAGUCGACCGAAAUAGGCUUCGAUUUCUCGGUUAUCUCGGUUAUCAAUUAACCGAACCACUUGUAAGACCAAAAAUCAUUGUGUCCAGCUUCCGAUAACCGACAGAAGUUUGGUUACCAGUUAACCGGUAACCGAUAACCGAACGGCCACCCGUAAUUUAAGUUAUGAAAAAAGGACAGAGGUGGUUCGAAAUGUUGCCUCUGCCCACUGCUUGUAGGUGUGUUGGAUGUUGUCACUACUCUCCACUGCCAGAUACGCAUGCAUGGUCCAUCGUCUGUUACACGUUAUUGUCACUGAUGAUGCACUAUCGCAGCUGCACACAAACGAAUGAACGAUAUGCAAAACCCAACAAAGCGGGUACUAGCUAGCUAGUAACAAUCAAAACCCUUAGUGCAUUAAGGUGUUUUGUAUGGUAGUAAACGGUUAUUGUUACGUUCUAGCUAUGCGUCAUUUUGUGGGCAUGCGAAAGUGGUGUGUUAUGAAAGAAAGCCGAUCGAGUACGUAAAGUCCAACAACCAGCCCGUACACGUACCUCAAAAUCAUCUUAUAAAUAACUAGGCUAGCUGCUGCCCGCCUUACUUAAUUAUCACACUCAACUUACCUUCCAAACCUUGUGCUAUAAUCCUUACCAUAUAUCCAUCAUGGCCUUAAACUGCCUUUCCCUGCUACUUAUCACAUUGAUGAUGAACCCAUCAAUAUUAAUAACACAAUCAUCAGCUUCCUCCGGCGCCGAUAAAGUAUACAUCGUGUACAUGGGUUAGGCGCACCCAGCCAAGGAAAGCGCGAUAAACUCCAUGCUUAAAAGGUAAUAUUUAAUAUCUCUGUUAUUCUUCUUGUUGCAAUUGAUUCAUGACUUGGUUAUGCUCCAGCUCUGCACGUUCGUAAUCUGUUUUUGUUGACGAAAGUGGACUAUAUUUAACUGACAAUGACAUACAUGUCUGUUUCGGCAGAGACGGCGGCAGGGCCAUCGAUCCACUCCGAACCUACCGCCACGGCCUAUCAGGCUUCACUGCUCGUCUUUCUCCCGAAGAGGCGGCCGCCAUCGCUGAUCAUCCCAAUGUCAUCUCCGUUUUCCCGGACCAGUCCUACAAGCUGCUAACCAGUCGAUCAUGGGACUUCUUACAAGAGCUGACCGAGUCCAACGACGUCGUUCCACUUUCCGGGCCCAUUGGGCCCAGUUUUGUACCUCUAGCUCAAGUAGUGGGCUCGUGAUUGGGUUCAUCGACACGGGGAUUUGGCCCGAAUCGGAGAGUUUCAAAUCGGAAAAAGCCAAUUCAAACCCUCCACGUGGCAGGAACGGGACGUGUAUGGCGGGAGACGACUUCAACAUCACUGCCUGCAACGGCAAAAUCAUAGGUGCGAGACACUAUGUGACCGGCACGGCGAGGGACCGAUCAGGCCAUGGGACCCACGUGGCAUCGACGGCGGCCGGAGCAGCGGUGGAGAAGGCCUCGUACUACGGCCUGGCUUCAGGGAGUUGCAGGGGAGGUUCGGAGCGCGCCAGAAUUGCUGUCUACAAAGCUUGCGACGACAGCCUGUUCUGUAAAGGCUCUCACAUGCUCAGCGCGUUCGACGACGCCAUCCGCGAUGGAGUCCACAUCAUCUCCGUCUCCAGCGUCCCCUAUAAAGUGCGGCGUUCCCCUUACUUCCUGAUGGACCCGGGGGCGAUCGGCGCCUUCCACGCCGCCGUCGAGAGAGGGAUCACCGUAGUUGGCGGCGCCGGCAAUUCAGGACCCAAAUCGGCGACUAUCUUCAACGACGCGCCGUGGAUCAUAACCGUCGGCGCCUCCACCAUCGACCGAGUUUUCCAAGCUGAUGUCACUUUGGGAGGUGGAGCUGGAGUAGUCAAGGGUGAAUGGCUAACCUUCCCGAAUCUUGAUCGAUCGCCGAUAUAUCCGUUGACGGACGGCCGCACAGCCAAGGACGGGAAUGCAUCCUAUCUUGCAGCAAGCGACUGCCAACAGGAUUCACUGAAAAGGGAGAAAACAGAAGGGAAAAUCGUCAUCUGUGAGGUGAAAGGGAAAGAUCCGACAAUCAACCUCUUGACUCAAGCGAACGAGGUGCAGGGUAAAGGUGGUUUGGGGAUGAUACUCGUCGACGACGUGACCAGAAUGGUAGCCGAGUACUCUGGCGACUUCCCCGUUACAGUGGUCAGCUCACGGGAAGCUGUUAAGCUCAAGUCUUAUCUCAACACCACCCGGGAACCGCUGGCUACCAUACUCCCAACGGUAACGGUGGGGAACUAUCGACCAGCGCCACAAGUGUCAUACUUCUCCUCCAGGGGACCCUCUGUCAAUUUGCCCAACGUAAUCAAGCCUGAUGUUAUGGCUCCUGGUGUGUCGAUUCUGGCGGCGUGGAUCGGGGAUGACUCAGAAUCCACCCCAAAAGGCAGAAAGCCGCCAUCGUUCAACAUAAUAUCUGGGACAUCGGUGUCUUGUCCCCACGUAGCAGGGGCUGUCGCCGCCAUUAGGGCUGCCCAACCUUCAUUCAGCCCCUUUGCCAUCAAAUCAGCCAUCAUGACCACAGCUUUUGUGACAAACAAUGUGGGAUCCCAGAUCACAACCGACGCCGGUGAAGAAGCCACGCCGUACGACUUGGGUGCAGGGGAGUUGAAUCCCACAGGUUCGCUGAACCCGGGACUGGUGUACGAGGCUACGACGAGGGACUACUUGUUGUUCCUGUGUUAUUACGGCUACGACACAUCCACCGUCCGUUUGAUCUCGAGAGCGGCUCGUUCGUUGAACUUCUCGUGUCCCCUGAACUCCAACCCGGACCUCGUCUCCAAUCUCAACUAUCCUUCCAUGGCUGUCCGCUUAGCUCCGAACCAGACGAGAACCAUCACGAGGGGGCUGACCAAUGUGGCAUCUGAUGGGAAUUGGAGCUACACGGCCACGAUUAGGUUCGGCGGUGGGAAUGAUCAGGGGCUAAGAUCGGAGGUAGGUGUCCAGGUGUCCCCUGAGAAGUUGUGUUUUGCGAACAAGGGGGAGAGGCAUUUGUUCAAUGUGACGUUUACGUCAACGGGUCCCAUCGAUGUGGAUCGGGUUGUGUUCGGGUGGAUCACUUGGACCAACCCUCGGUUCAAGGUCCGAUCACCGUUCGUGAUUGUGGGCAGCAUUGCGGAGUAGUAUGUGCUCGUGUUUUCGUUACUAGUAUUAAAGAUACGUAGUGACAUAUGGUAUGUCAUAUUGACGGGAUUGUAUAUGUAGUGGGAUAUAUGUCUUAAGUACUCUACCUACUUCAAAAUGUACAAUAUUUUAAAAAUAAGAGUAAUAAUUUUAAUUGUCUUGAAUCUUGAUAAGUACUAAUAUGUUGAAUACUUACUAGUAAGGAAAAACUUUACUAAGUUAAGGACAUCACAUUUCUAUUAAGUCAAUAAUGUGGUUAUAUUUAUAUAUAUAUAUAUAUAUAUAUAUAUAUAUAUAUAUAUAUAUAUAUUUGGGUAGGAAUAAAGUGGUUAUAUUUGUGAAGGGGCAUAAAAAAAUUGACUAUUUUUAUAUAUUUUGAAUAGAUUUUGCUAUAACAAUCGAGAUCAUCAAAGAUUGGCCUACAUUUAUGAUUUAAGCAUGAGCUCGAAAAUUUAUCAAUUGAAAAAUAAUAGUGAAAGGGUCUCUCUUUCAUGAAUUCGCCGAAGUUUAUUCUCACCUGACCUAUUAUUCCGAAGAAGUUAGGAUCUACAAAAAUCAAGGAGGAGUCCUUAUAUAUGCAGCUAAAAAUGAUUGUGCAGUUUGAAAAUUCCCCUCGUUACCAAUAACCCAUACACCCACAGUAACCAAAAGGAGAGAACGCAACAAUGAAACCCCAAAAUUUAUCGAUAUGCGUCUUUGUUUUGAUGACAAUUAGUCUCGUUCAUGGUGAUUAGUUAUUUCUCUGUCUUUUUUUAUGGAUUCAUGUCAAUUUUCAUGCCUCUUAAUGUUACAUAAUUUGCUUUCCUUUAUAAAUUCAUACAUUAUGUAAGUGAACUAAACUGACUUUUUUUGUGAUUGUUUGUGAUGAAAUAGGGAAUGAGGCCGUAAAACUUCCUCUUCCACACCCUCAUCCAUCCUUUUGUGAGUUUGAUACAAUCCAAAUAAAGGGAUUCCCAGGGGAUUACAUACGGAAAUGUAAUCCUUUUCGCAAUAUAUGUGACGAGGCAUGCCGGCGUAAGUUUGGAGAUUCCGUUUUCGGGCGGAUUCCCAAUGGGUAUAGUGAUGGAAUAGUUUGCAAAUGUUUCACGGCUUGCAUGGUCAAUUGAGGGGUACUCUGAAGUCUGAUGAGUACAAUAAUUCAAGUAAAUCUCAUAUGGUACCAGAGUUUCCUGCUUCACAAAUCAACCAAGAUCCAAAUGCAUGUUCUUAGUUUCUUCAUCGUCGAAAAUUUUUAUUAAAUUUUGAAGGUAAUCUAGCUAGUGAAAGGAAAAGAAAAGUUGAAUAACAAGUUAGUUUAUAGAGAUGUGUUCGGUUCAUAGACUCUAAAUUUCUUUAAUUGUUAUUUUUCUAGUCUCGAUUGUUUGAUAGCGACUGAGUGAGCUUUUAACAUUCGUUCAAUGCAAAUAUGAAAAUUAAACAAAUUGAGUCAAAAAGGGACUCGCCAGUAGGGGUGGAUCGGUAUGGGCUCAAUGUUAUUUGGGUUCGGGUUCUGGGCCUGGUCUGUAAUCAUUUUCUUUGCCAGAUUGGAUUAGGUUUAGACCAACAUGGAGAAGUACUAUAAAUAUUAAAUACUUCUCAUACUCCUCUGUAAUCUCCUCGAUAUAGUGAAACUGGCUCUCUCUCGCCCGUGGACGUAGCUAACACACAUCGUGUUAGUGAACCACGUAAAUCGUGUGUCUGUGUUUUUCGAUUCUCGCUUUCAUAUUCUUGCUUUAUCGAUUCCAACGAUUUCCCGAUCCGUAGCAGCGCGUUUAUAACAGUUGGACUACACCAAAUCGUACCGAAUCGCAUUUGCGGUCGCUCCUUACCGCAUCAUAAAGCUAACGGUUUUAC
Linum trigynum is the source of this 5453-nucleotide messenger RNA. The record is from the annotation of a GenBank genome assembly. Lineage: Eukaryota; Viridiplantae; Streptophyta; Magnoliopsida; Malpighiales; Linaceae.